AUGGAGCUGUCCCUGGGUGGGAUUGCAAUUGCAGUGAGAGAGCAAGGGUUGUUCCGAUUGCUGCUCUCUUUCCAGGACCAUGAUGUCUUCAUCCUGAAAAUAUGUGCAAUGAACAUCCGGGGCUCCACGGGGCACUGCAAGGCCAUGCUGGAAGAGCAAUAUCUGUCUUCUCUGAGAGAAAGAGCAUUUGACAGGAACUGGUUAGAAAAUUAUGACUUCCAUAAGGUGCCUCUGGGCCUGAGGCAGUUCAGGACUGCUAUAAAAGGCAGCCCAAGUCUCUGCUCUCUCAUCCACUUCUCUCACAUCCUCCUCCUCCGCAACAAGGUGCACCUGUGACCCCGAGCCAUGUCCUGCUGCCAGCCCUGCGACCCUUGCUGCCAGCCCUGCGGCCCCUGCCCGCUGGCCAACAGCUGCAAUGAGUGCUGUGUCAGGCAGUGCCAGAGCUCCCACGUUGUCAUUGAGCCGCCUGCUGUGCUGGUGACCCUGCCCGGGCCCAUCCUCAGCUCCUUCCCACAGAACACCGCCGUGGGAUCCUCCACUUCUGCUGCUGUUGGCAACAUCCUCAGCUGUGGCGGAGUGCCCAUCAGCUCUGGGGGCUUUGACAUCUCCUGCAUCACCAACUGCUAUGGUGGCAGCAGAUGCCGUCCCUGCUAAAUAUCCUGGUGGCAUCCUUGGGCACUUCUCCUGACCUCUGAACCUGAUUCUGGGCACAGAUAGAGCCUUGGGACAUUGUAUUUAGAGCUGCGGGCUUCUCUUUCCUUCUUCUACUCUCCCCUCUCUUUUAUUCACUGUCUGUGUCUUCCCAGGCCAGUCUAGUGUGGACAUGUUGUCCUCCCUCCCUCUGCAGGGCAGGCAUGUGCACACCCUGCCCGAGGUGUGCUGCAUCUUAGUGGCUGCUCCUCUUGGCCUCUAUGAGCUACCUCCUUUUCCACUUUACACUCAAUAAAGUUGUUUUGCAU
This is a messenger RNA of Taeniopygia guttata (zebra finch), 959 nucleotides long. NCBI's taxonomy places the organism in Eukaryota, Metazoa, Chordata, Aves, Passeriformes, Estrildidae. The record is from RefSeq and is a predicted model, not a curated record.